Molecule: messenger RNA, 237 nt
Organism: Cooperia oncophora
Lineage: Eukaryota; Metazoa; Nematoda; Chromadorea; Rhabditida; Trichostrongylidae
Source: the annotation of a GenBank genome assembly
AUGGACAUAAAACGAAUGUUCGAGCUCAGAAUGUUCCGACUGUCGGCGCCUUCUAAUAGGGCGAAAGUACAGCCGGUCGACUGCAUUCUGAAUGCGAAAUUCCAUAUAAUUCAAAGCGGACUGGCUAGCGAACUUUAUAAAAUACUAACAAGGGUGAAGAAAGCAACUGUUGACGGUAUAAUCAAGGAAAUGGAUGGCUACCCGAAGGAAGUACUGUGGACAUACUUCAUCGAUUAG